Cylas formicarius (sweet potato weevil) is the source of this 1440-nucleotide messenger RNA. RefSeq names its product actin nucleation-promoting factor WASL-like. Gene Ontology annotation, biological process: actin filament organization; regulation of Rho protein signal transduction. Gene Ontology annotation, molecular function: actin binding; small GTPase binding. The record is from RefSeq and is a predicted model, not a curated record. The transcript is spliced from 4 exons. Gene Ontology annotation, cellular component: plasma membrane. The coding region runs from base 124 to 1425 and encodes 433 amino acids. NCBI's taxonomy places the organism in Eukaryota, Metazoa, Arthropoda, Insecta, Coleoptera, Brentidae.
GUGAUUGCCACUUGUGUCAACAACGCUGUGUGUUAUUAGUCAUUAGUUUAUUAUAAUUUGGAAUUGUUUCCUAAAUUUACCAAAAAGUUUUAUAAUAUUCGAGAACAAAUCUUCAGAUAUAGAAUGAAAAUGCCCCCUACUGAAAAUCAAAGUUCGCGUUUGCUUUCGACGGAAGAAAAUCUGCAAGUGUUUAAACUCUUGGGAAAUCGUUGUCAAACAAUGUGUACUACUGUUGUACAAGUUUUUACUACUCAGCCACCCCAUCACUCCCAAUGGUUCAAGAAAGACACGGGUAUUCUGUGUUUUGUGAAAGAUAAUAUCCGAAAAAAUUACUUUUUCCGAUUAUUCUGUCUGCGUAGCAACGCUUUGAUUUGGCAACACGAAAUGUAUAACAACAUGGAAUACAUGGAGUAUGCACCAUACCUUCAUGUAUUUGAAGGUGAGGAGUAUAUAGUUGCCUUUAAUUUUGUCAAUCAAGAUGAAGCGUCAGAGUUUAAAGAUAUAGUUGGACAAAAAAUACUAAUUAGGAAAAGAAGGGAGGAGAAGAAAGUCAAACAUAUGAGUCAGUCACAGACCUUAAGGCUUCCCGCUUCCAAUGAUAUCUACAAAAAGAGUCCAAAUCCUGAGGCGAAGUUAGCCAAACGUAGAAGAAACAUCACCAAAGCUGAUAUUAGUACCCCUAUGAAUUUUCAACAUAUUUCGCAUGUAGGUUGGAGUCCGGAAUCCGGAUAUGAUAUAAAUAGUGAAGAUGAACAGCUAAAAAAAUUUUUUGAAAAGGCAGGUGUUUCUGAAAAGCAACUUCAGGAUAAGGACACUAGGGAAUUUAUCUAUGAUUUUAUUAAUAAACAUGGUGGCCUCGCUCGGUUAGAAGAUCCUAAUACACACUUAAGUGAUGGUGGUCCACCUCCUGCUGUUCCUCCAAGGGGUCCUAUUAGACAGACUAGAGCUGCGCCUCCACCUCCACCAGUUUUACAUAGAGUUGAUAGCCCCAGAGUACAUUCAGAUGCUCUGCCUAGAAAGCCACGACCGCCUUCACCGCCCAAAACUGUGCCAAACAAUUUUACUGCUGCACCACCACCACCUCCACCUCCCCCACCUCCACCGAUGGAUAUACCCGUUGCGCCAUCUAUAGAUAUUAAUGGUCAUGCACCUACUCCUCCACCUCCUAUGAUCAACAAUGCCGCUCUGAUGGAAAGUAUUAGAAAUGGUGCUAGUCUAAAGCCAGUUGAAGGAAAAAUUACGCCACCGGAGGAUGAGGCUCGUGGCGAUUUGUUAAGUGAAAUUCGCAAGGGUAUAAAAUUAAAACCAGCGGAUGAAAGAGAAAUUAAACCCACUAUGAACACCUCAUUAAAAGAGUCUGCCCCAGGAAAUGAUUUGGCUACUGCUUUAGCGAAAGCUCUAGCUGGUAUGUAUAACAAUGGUUAAAAUAUUGUGAAAAAA